Molecule: messenger RNA, 6443 nt
Organism: Gossypium arboreum
Lineage: Eukaryota; Viridiplantae; Streptophyta; Magnoliopsida; Malvales; Malvaceae
Exons: 10
Coding region: 343-5673 (1776 amino acids)
Molecular function (GO): ADP binding; protein binding
Source: RefSeq, a predicted model, not a curated record
AGAUGACCCAAAGACUCACCUUUUUCUAAGUCCUCUGACAUGCCUUGUUGGUCUUUUUUGCAAACCAAUCAGUACCAACUUCAUUAAUUUAGAUCCCACUAUUGCAGUAAUCUCAUAACACAAAUCCUCUGGCUACAAGAAAACUCAGUUUUUAGUGGCGGAGCAUCGUAGAAAUUCAGGGGUCAUACUGAAAUACAAGUAAGAGCUAAAAGACUGUUUGGAUUUUGAAAUGCUGGACUGAGUUGAAAGAACAGCACAUUGAUUCUCAUAGUUUGACUUGUCUUUCACCUUCCUUGUGUUUGAACUUGGAACAUCAUAUUCUUCAAUUUGAGCUUGUCAAGCAUGGGAUGCGGAUUUUGUGAGGCUGCUCUUCCUAACAUCUUUGCAACACUGGUUGUGGACCGUAUGGUGAAGCCGGUAGGACGUCAACUUGAUUAUGUCCGUCGCUUUCAUGACAAUGUUGAAAAGCUCCGAGGGAAAAAGCGUGAACUUGCAGACGCACGAGAUCGUCUACUACAUAAGAUUGAGGAUGCUAAAAACCGGCUUCUACUAAUUGAAAAUGAUGUACAGAACUUGCAAUCAAGGGCAGACGAAACACUGUCGGAUAUGGGAACUCUGGAGGAGGAAAUCCAACUGAAUAAGAGGUGUCUCAAUUGGUGUCCUAAUUGUAGUUGGAGAUAUCAAUUAAGCAAGAAAGCAAUGAAGAAAAUCCAGGAUAUCUCUGAGCUUUUGGACAAAUUUGGUCAACUUGGACCAGUCGGUUACCGUGCUCCUACGGCCCUUCCCACUGUAGGCUUCCUAUGUUCUAAGGAAUUUGUGGUUUCGGAAUCUUCGAAGGCUGCUUUCAAUCAAAUCAUUGAAGCCUUAAAAGAUGAGAAUAUCAACAUGAUUGGGUUGUGGGGGAUGGGAGGGGUGGGCAAGACCACCCUGGCUCGUGAAGUAGGAAGUCAAGCUCCAAAACUAAAUUUGUUUGACAAAGUUGUGAUUACGACUGUGUCUCAAAAGCCAAAUUUUGAGAGAAUUCAAGAUCAAAUUGCACAAUACAUAGGCUUUGAUAUGAAGAAGGAACAAGGAAGAAGAUCCGAGCAAGAAUUAUGGUUAAGGCUGAAGGAUGAACCGAGGAUUCUUAUCAUCGUUGAUGAUAUUUGGGAAUCUAUCAACUUAAAGGAGAAGAUAGGAAUUCCAAUUGGGGAUGAUCAUAAAGGCUGCAAAGUUCUUUUAACAACACGCCGUCAACAAGUAUGUCGAGCUAUGGAUUGUCAAAAUGUGGUACAACUUGACUGUUUGGAUGAUGAUGAAGCUUGGACUCUGUUUGAAAAGAAAGCAGGUCUAGAUGACUUUUCUGAUGAUUCUAUUAAAAUUCUAGCAAAUCAAAUUGUCAAAAAAUGCGGGGGUUUGCCUAUAGCUAUAGUUCCGCUGGGAAGUGCCUUGAAAGGUAAAACCCAUCAUGAGUGGCAAGCUGCAUACCGGAGACUCAAAGAUCGUAGAUUGACCGAAAUCGAGGAUGUGAAUGAAGAAAAUGCCUAUGUAUGUCUUGAGGCGAGCUUCGACUACUUGAAGAAUAUGGAGACCAAGACAUGUUUCUUGUUGUGCUCUUUUUUUCCUGAAGAUGAUGAGAUUUAUGUGGAGAACUUGGUAGGAUAUGCAUGGGGACUGGAGAUGUAUAAAUGCAUGGACUCAAUUAAAGAUGUUAGAAGCGAAGUGCUUGCAUCGAUUGAGAUCCUCAAGAACUCUGGUUUGUUGCUAGAUUCCGGAGAAAGGCGUGUCAAAAUGCAUGAUGUGGUUCGCCAAUUUGCUUUGUGGAUAGCAUCUUCAAGAAAGGAGAUUUCUUUUGGGACUGUUGAAACACUCCCGAUGGAUGAAAGUUUCAAGCAUUACACAGCAAUCUCUUUCGAAGCUAACCAAACAGAUGAACUUCCUAAAGGAGUGGUUUUCCCAAAUCUCAAAUUUCUUUUACAUGGUGGCGGUCGUUUCAUGGAAACUUCAAGCGAAUUCUUUGAAGGUAUGAAGGCAUUACAAGUUUGUGCUUUGAAUAAUAAAUUGAUAUCUCUAGCUCCAUUUCAGUAUCAUAUGAACCUUCGAACUUUGUGUUUGAUUGGUUGCCAACUCUCUGACAUCUCAAUGCUUGGGAAGCUGAAGACACUUCAUAUUCUCUCUUUACGUCGAUCUUAUAUCACUGAAUUGCCGACUGAAGCUGGUGAUUUGGAAAAUCUAAGACUGUUGGAUUUAUCGUAUUGCGAUGAUCUACAAAGAAUUGCUCCUAAUUUAAUACAAAGAUUUUCCAAUUUAGAAGAACUAUACUUGCAUGGUUGUAGUUCAUUAAAAUGGGAGACUGAGAACACAACUCAAAGAGAAAGCUAUUCCAGCCUGUCGGAGUUGGAUUUAUUGCCAAAGUUGGUUGUAAUAUCAUUGGAUAUUUCUUCUAAACAUCUUCCAGAUGGCUUUGUGUUUCGUAGAUUAUGGAGCUUUGAUUUUUGCAUUGGCAUAGAAAGAAACACGUGGUUCCACAAGAGGGAAACUUAUCCAAUCUCAAGAUCUUUGAGAAUCGUUAAGUCUGUAGAUGCAUGCAAGCAACUAUUUGAAGAUGUAGAAUCUCUUCAAUUGAAUGGUGUGGAGGGUCACCCAAACCUUAUUCCGAGCUUGGACUUGGGAUUUAGAAAGUUGACUUCUCUAGAUCUUUACGAGUGCGGCUCUAUGCAAUGCCUAAUUGAUGCAUCAAACCAACAGGUGCCAAUCACUGCAUUCUCUAAUUUGAGAAAGUUAUCAUUAAGAAAUAUGUUUGAUUUGGUAGAGAUGUGCAGUGCUCCCCAGCCGCAGGGUUUUUUACAAAAGCUUGAAGAGGUUAUAGUUUCAGAUUGUGGUGAGAUGCAAGUAUUAUUCCCGACUGCUGAAUUGAGGAGCAUAGAACAAGAAGGGCCCAGUCGUCAUUUAAGCCUCCAAAGUCUGAAGAUUGUUAAAAUAGAGAGAUGCAAUAAUUUGAAAUAUAUCUUCCCAAUGUCAGUUGAUAAUAGCCUUAUGCAAUUACAUACUUUGAAGAUAAAGAGUUGCAGGAGCUUAGAAGGCAUAAUCCAAUACUCACAAGUCCCAUACAUAAGCCUCCAAAGUUUAAGGGAAAUAGAAGUUGAAAAUUGCGAUAAUUUAAAGUAUCUCUUUCCAUUGUCGGUUGCAAAUAGCCUUGGCCAAUUGCAUAUUUUGAAGAUAAAGAGUUGCUCGCAAUUGGAAGAUAUAAUCCAAGACCCACAAGUGGCAUACAUAUGUCUACUCCAAAGUCUAAGGGAGGUUUCGUUGAUUGGUUUACCUCAAUUGAAGAGAAGGGAUGUGAACGGCAUUAUACUCGCACAAUUAUCUUUGCAGAAGUUGGAAGUGUACAAUUGUCCUCAAUUGACACAUCUUAUUACUUCGACUAAGAUAAAAGAAUUGGUGUUUGGGAAGAUGACAAAUGAACAAUUAAGCAAUUUGCAUUCAUGUAAAUAUGAGGAAUUGGAGCAAGAUCAAACGUCAUCACAACAUCAUCCCUUACCUAUUUGCUUUCCAAAUCUGAUUCUAAUUCAUAUAUUGGAAUGUGAAAGCUUGAAAUCUCUCUUUCCAAUUACUGUUGCUCAAGGUAGCUCUAAAAAACUAAAUGCGCCCAAUUUGCAAACUUUGAACAUAGAGAGGUGCUUUGGAAUGGAAGAAAUAAUCCAAGACUCACAAGUAUCAACGAUAAGCUUUCAAUGUCUAAGGGAAGUACAAGUCACAGAGUGCAAUAAAUUGAAAUUUCUCUUCCCAAUGUGUGUUGCUAAUAGUCUUGGGAAAUUGCAAACUCUAAAGAUAGAGAGGUGCUUUGGAAUGGAAGAAAUAAUCCAACACUCACAAGUAUCAACCGUAAGCUUUCAAUGCCUUAGGAAAGUACAAGUCAAAGAAUGCUAUAAAUUGAUAUUUCUCUUCCCAAUGUGUGUUGCUAAUAGUCUUGGGAAAUUGCAAACUCUAAAGAUAGAGAGGUGCUUUGGAAUGGAAGAAAUAAUCCAACACUCACAAGUAUCAACCACAAACUUCCAAUGCCUUACGGAAGUACAAGUCAUUGAAUGCAAUAAUUUGAAAUUUCUCUUCCCAAUGUGUGUUGCUAAUAGUCUUGGGAAAUUGCAAACUCUGAAGAUAGAGUGGUGCUUUAGAAUUGAAGAAAUAAUCCAACACUCACAAGUAUCAACCAUAAAAUUCCAAUGCCUAAGGGAAGUACAAGUCACGGAAUGCAAUAAUUUGAAAUAUCUCUUCCCAAUGUGUGUUGCUAAUAGUCUUGAGCAAUUGCAAAUUCUGAAGAUAGAGAGCUGUUCCCAAUUGCAAGAAAUUAUCCAAGGACCAGAAGUGUUAAUCUCAAUGGCUCAAGGUCUUAUACGACUGAAAGAAGUUGAGUUGACUAAUUUGCCUCAAUUGAAAGGAAGGGAUAGAAACCACAUUGUGCUGACAUCGCCAUCUUUGCACGUGUUAAAAGUGAGAGAUUGUCCUCAACUGACGCCUUUUAUCGUUUCACCUAAUAUACAAGUAUUGGAGUUCUCGGAGAUGACAGAAAUGAAGCAAAUAAGCAACGUGACAGUCCCUGAAAGGGGAGGAGGAACACCAACAUGUACGGAAUAUUUAACAAUUUCCAAUUUUGAAGAGUUAUUUGAAUAUUCUGGAUAUAAUCUUUCAAGUCUGGAGAUCCUACGCUUGUACAAACUAACUGAAUUGCGGGUGAUAUGGAGUGGUCCCAUCCAAGUUAAAUACUUUCAAGAUCUCACUCAAUUGGUAGUCCACAGUUGCAGAAGGUUAAGAUACAUCUUCUCACCUACCAUCGCUCGAAAUUUGCCACAAUUGUGGAUUUUGGAUAUAUCUGACUGUGAGGAAUUGGAGCAAAUAAUUGAGAAGGAUCAAACUCCAUCACAACAUCAUCUCCAACCUAUUUGCUUCCCUAAUUUGAGUUGGAUUAUAAUAAGGAAUUGUGAAAACUUGAAAUGUUUGUUCCCAAUUACUCUUGCUCAUGGCGGCCUUCCAGACCUAGAACAAUUAUACCUUGAAAGGGUCACCAAAUUAGAGCAGGUGUUUGAAGGAGAUGAGGGAAAUGUGAGUAAGGACGAAGAGACAGUGAUACACCUACCUCGAUUAACCGACUUAGUGCUUGGUAGGCUGCCAAACCUCGUGAGCUUCAGCCCUGUGGGUUAUCAUUUUGUUUUCCCAUCUUUAACGAAUUUACAAGUAAAAGGUUGUCCCAACAUAACCACAAGAUUUAGUGUUGAUUCAGAGAAAUCAGUGCAUGCCAAAACACAGGCAAGCCAAUCAGUUGAUGAAAUUAUAGUGGAAGAAUCUGCUACAGCUCAAGAAACUGCAUUGCCAAUUGGUUAUAUAUGCUGGACCAAAGAGGAAGAUGAAAGUGAUUUUGAAUAUGAAGAUGAAAGUGAUGAAGUGACUUUGAAUAUGAAGAUGAAAGUGAUUUUGAAUAUGAAGGUGAAAGCACAGGCAAGCCAAUCAGUUGAUGAAAUUAGAGUGGAAGAAUCUGCUACAGCUCAAGAAACUGCAUUGCCAAUUGGUUAUAUAUGCUGGACCAAAGAGGAAGAUGAAAGUGAUUUUGAAUAUGAAGAUGAAAGUGAUUUUGAAUAUGAAGAUGAACAGGCAAGCCAAUCAGUUGAUGAAAUUAUAGUGGAUGAAUCUGCUACAGCUUAAGAAACUGCAUGGCCAAUUGGUAGUGAUAUAGAAGGGUGGACUAAAGAGGAAGACGAAAGACAUUUUGAAUUUUAAAAUGAAUGGAGCAGUAAAUGAAGUAAUUUAUAUUUAAGGAGUUGAUUUGAAAAUUACGCAUUGUGAAUGUUUAAAUUGAAUGCCAUUUAUUCGUUAAAUUGAAGACAGAUUUAUUGAGCUAUAAGCGAGGAAUGAGCUGGUGUUUGAAAGAAAAUGGCCUAAAAUGUCUAGUUUGGUAUUUCUUUCAAAUAUUCGGGCAUUGAUGUGGGUUAGAUCAGUAUAUGAUGAAUUGAAAGUGGAUGAGAGAAUUUGGUGGGUCUGCCCUAUUAGAAGUUGGAGUGAUGUCAAGAAAUCUGGGUUGAGUGGUAGGUUUUGGUGUCCUCCAUGUUUUGGUUGUGUUGAAGUUGGCCAGCAUGUGGCACAAGAACCAGCAAGCAGCAGGCCAUACAGCCCAAGCCAAGCAGAUGCAGUUGAGGAAACUGUUUCUUUUAGUUCAUUUUGUUACACUAAGUUGUGUAAUUUAGUUUAUUUUCAACUUGUUGCUUAUGCAUUUGAUGUAAUUAGGUAGUAUUGAGCUGAUAAAUCAGCUUGUCAAAGUGUACAAGAAAUGUUUUAACAAGUUUCAAUGUUGUUUAGUGGUGUUAGGUGGAUGUUUAGGUGAAAUUUGUCUAUUUUGACCAGCUUAUGUCUGGUAUAUGUAAUGGCUUUUAUGCCAAAGUUCUUUUUUAAUGAAAAUUUAUCAGAUUUUUCAUUCA